AAGAGAAAAAAUUUUUACAAUUUUUUUUAGUGAGAAAUUUUUACACUUUAAGUGAUUUUUUUACAAAUUUUAAAUAAAAUAAAAAAAAAUUAAAUCAAAACAAAAAAGUGUCUGUGACGUUGUUAGACAAAAAAAAAGGAGAAAAAAUCCAGACACGCAAAUUUUUUUUUAAUUAAACAACAAAAGAAAUCACGCCUAUGGCACCAACGAUGCAAGCAACUGCUCAACCAAUGAAACUCGGUCCUUUACCUCCAACGAACAUGAAUUCCCAACGUGUCGGCGCUGGCUCCAUUACGCGUCCCGGCACCGCUUCAGCUUCCUCCAUGUACAGUCACGAGACUGCACCACAAGCAUUUGUGUUUAAGCAAAGUUUCAAAUGGGACCAAGCUGACGACCAAAUUCACAGCGAGGCAUCAGCUUGCGGAAAGAUUCUAAUUUUCCUCUCGUGGUGUCUCGUGAUGCUCACGAUGCCAUUCAGUUUGCUGGUUUGCUUCAAAGUCGUGCAGGAAUACGAGCGCGCUGUCAUUUUCCGUCUUGGGCGACUUGUGCAGGGCGGCGCCAAGGGACCAGGCAUAUUUUUCAUCCUGCCUUGCAUCGAUGCAUAUGCCCGAGUUGAUUUGCGUACACGAACGUACGAUGUGCCGCCACAAGAGGUGCUGACAAAAGAUUCGGUAACAGUGAGUGUCGAUGCUGUGGUUUAUUAUCGUGUUUCCAAUGCGACGGUUUCGAUUGCCAAUGUAGAAAAUGCUCAUCAUUCGACAAGAUUGCUUGCUCAAACAACAUUACGAAAUACAAUGGGCACACGACAUUUGCAUGAAAUCCUGAGUGAACGUAUGACCAUUUCAGGAAGUAUGCAACAACAAUUAGACGAGGCCACGGAGGCAUGGGGUAUCAAGGUAGAACGAGUCGAAAUCAAGGAUGUACGUUUGCCGAUUCAGUUACAGCGCGCCAUGGCUGCCGAGGCAGAGGCAGCACGUGAAGCGCGUGCCAAGGUAAUCGCUGCCGAGGGCGAACAAAAGGCAUCACGAGCCUUGCGAGAAGCAUCUGAGGUUAUUGGGGACUCGCCAGCCGCAUUGCAGCUCCGUUAUUUGCAGACACUCAAUACGAUAUCGGCGGAAAAGAAUUCAACAAUUGUGUUUCCGUUGCCAAUCGAUAUAUUAUCGUACUUUAUAAAAGCUGCUGACGCGCAAAAGGCAAACAACUAACAAUCAGGAGUUUAAUCAACCUUAACGUUAUUGGAAUCGUAAAAUAAAUAAAUGUACUUAGCGAGCAUUGUUAGCGCAACAUCAUCAUCAUCAUAAAUUUAGAAACGUAAGCUGAUGAUAUAAAACUGAUAAAUUUAAAUAAAUAUAAAUGUUUUGCACCACAAGAUCCAUUUUCUACAUUUCAAAAAAAAAAACAAUUUUCUAACCAUCCCA
Messenger RNA from Culicoides brevitarsis, 1418 nucleotides. RefSeq names its product band 7 protein AGAP004871. The transcript is spliced from 10 exons. The record is from RefSeq and is a predicted model, not a curated record. NCBI's taxonomy places the organism in Eukaryota, Metazoa, Arthropoda, Insecta, Diptera, Ceratopogonidae. Gene Ontology annotation, cellular component: plasma membrane. The coding region runs from base 198 to 1205 and encodes 335 amino acids.